AUGGAUUAAAUCAACUGUUAAAACUCUAACCAUGAUUCAUAGAGAAUGAAAUAUAUUUGUGUAGAUCCAAUAUGUUAAACAUAACAAAAGAUUGGUAUUAUUAAUUUAAAAUGAUUAGGUUGUGCUGAUUGUUUUUUAGAAGAUCAUGCAACUCAUUAAAGAAAAACUAUUGAAUAGUUUAAUGAUUAAGUGAAACAACAGUUAGAUUCGUUUAAUUAGAUAGAAUUUUAACCUAUAACAAAUACAAUAUAAUAAGAUUUAGAGAAGUAAAUUGAAAAUGAAUUAGAGAAUUGUCUUUCUUGUAUUAAAUAUAGAUUUACUAAUAUAAAAAGUGAUUUGUAAAGUUUAUUAGAUGAGGAGAAUGAAAAAUUAUAAGAAAGUUAUAAUGCUUUGCAAUAGAGUAAAAAUAAUGAAUUAGAUUAAAUGAAAAAUGUGAAUGAUUUACAUACAAUAAGUUAAGAAGAAUUAAAUGAAUUAAUCAAAUUUUAUUAGGAAUCAUCUAAAAUAAAGAAUAAUUACUCAUAAGCAUCUGAAAUAUUUGCAGAUGAGAAAAAUAAAAUAAAAUAAAAGAGAUAGAAAUAUUUAUAAAAAUUAUAGAUAAUAAUGUAAGGAUUAAUGAAAGAGUUCAAUGAUUUAAUGACAACUAGAAAUUUGUAAUAUGAUGAUUUUAGUGAAUUUGAGACACCUUAGAAAUCAUCAUUGUCUCCAAACAAGAUGUAAAAUUUUGUAGAAAGUACAAGAUCAUCAAGAAGAUAUUAUAUGGAUUAUUCAAAAAAAUCUUUAUUUGGAAAUGCUUCAAGAAAAGAUUGA
Messenger RNA from Paramecium sonneborni, 810 nucleotides. The record is from the annotation of a GenBank genome assembly. Lineage: Eukaryota; Ciliophora; Oligohymenophorea; Peniculida; Parameciidae.